Oryzias melastigma (Indian medaka) is the source of this 1804-nucleotide messenger RNA. RefSeq names its product linkage group 2 C7orf57 homolog (gene lg2h7orf57). NCBI's taxonomy places the organism in Eukaryota, Metazoa, Chordata, Actinopteri, Beloniformes, Adrianichthyidae. Bases 157 to 816 code for a protein of 219 amino acids. The record is from RefSeq and is a predicted model, not a curated record. The transcript is spliced from 8 exons.
UAAAAAUUAAAAAUCCCGUUCCUUUACCGGAAGUCAGCAGCAGGUGCUACCGGAAGUUCCCAGUACCUUUUGCAGAAUAAUUCUAACGAGCUAAAGGCGUUUCUUCUUCAAUCCGUUCAGCUCUAUUCUGAAGGUUGAAUUUCACCGUCAGCCGAAAUGAGCACCGCCGUUCCCAACCAUAGAAGGACCAAGCCUGGUGGGAUAAAGCCGGGGGCCGCCAACAGUGGCGUCACCGGACCGACCUCCCAGAUCCCCGGCCUGUGCCAGAGCGCCACCGAUAGCGCGCCGGCGGAGCGGGUCAGUGGACGAAGAGUGGGCAUUUUCGAGAGCGACUCGGACUACGUGAAGCUGGCGAAGCAGGGGGGGCACAAAGGACUGCUGAGUCACGACGGGGACGACGAUGACAAACCCAAGAAAGCGUACAACCCGCCCAACUGGUUUGGAGAUGACGAGUCCAAAAGCGACAGUAAAGCAACAUCUCCUAACAGCCAGACCAAGGGGGAGCGGCGGCCUCUGGCUGCUCCGUUUGGCACUGAUAACAGUCCCACCUGGGAAAGAGAGCCUGAUAGGUUUUCCAAUAAUAAAGAUCAGGCAUCUCCAGAUGGAGCCGCGGAUCACAUGGAGGGUUUGUCAUUAGGCAGCAAAUACAAGAGAAGGUCUUACGAUAAGAAGACUCCCCCGGUCAGCAUGUCCAAGCUGCUGAGUCAUGGUUACAUGGAGAAUAAGAAGAAGUCCUCCAACGACGACGACACUUCAAGCGUGACGUCAGAACAUACCAGCACCACCAUGACGGAAGACGUGGACGACCUGGAGUAACCCCGUCAGGUUCCCAGUCUGCAAGGACGGACGGGGUCUUGACCGCCUCUUCCAGUUCACUCACAGUUAUCGUGCACCCACUGACUGUUAGGUUUUGUACUCAUGUUUAUGCAAAGGUACCACCCUGUAUUUAUUUGCUUCAUGUUUUUCAAAAAAAGGUGAUUUUUGUGGGUCGCAAACCAACAAGUCUCAGCUCCUCCGUAGUGGCGUUCAGAUCAAGUUAGUGACGUUCUGAAAGUGUUAGUGCUCAUGUGUUGUGUUUACAGUGUGGUGAAGUAUUAUUUGUUUUCGACCAAGCGCUCCUGCCGCUGCGAUCACACGACGCCCAGAGCCGCCACCAUUCGUUUACCGACAGAGGGGCCAAAUAUGAUUUGCUGUUUACCCUGCAAGUACAUAAAAAAAUAGUCAAAAGUGCCAAACAACAGCAGAGUACUUGAUCCAAACGUUUACAUGCAAGUAUUUCUUUUGUGUUCAUGUUUACUGAAAAAAAACACUGAAAUAUUAAUUUAUUUUACACAAAGUUGAUCACUUUUACAUUCUUUUCAUCUUUUUUGAUGCAUAAAUCGGAACGCGACCAAUAAAAUUCCAAUAGAACUGCUAAAACAUUCCGCAUUGCUAUCCUUGUGUUUUAAGCUAAUGCUACUUUGCGACGCGAGUCGAAUGUACCACGUUAAAGUACGGGUUUGUUUUUAUGUUAAGUAUUCAGGUCCAGUCGGUAGCUUACGUCCAGCCUGUAGUGGAAACUUUUAGUAGCUCGACUUUGCAAAGUCAUGUGACUUGUUUAGCUUUUUUUAAUUUUUCAUUUUUUUUCGCCCCUCUUUGAGUGUUGAUGGUUUUUAGACAAAAACGGUUGUUCAACGGAGGAUUCCUGGAGAGUUUGUGUUGAGGAGAAAUCCGACCGACCGGGCUCAUUGACGGGACCCUGCUUAUGUCGACGACUGCUUGCAGAUUCUGAGUCACUAUAUGAAUAAAUGGGCAUGUGCAUGUA